AUGAAAGAUCAGAACACUACUGCUCCCCAAGUAGACAUCCAGCAACCACAGCGGACAAGCAUUGAGCAUUCCCUCUCCCAUACAACCACUACUUCCUCAUCCAACUCUUCCUCAAGCCUUCCAGAAAGGCCCACUACCUCAACUCAAUCUCAAACAAAGUCCAAUCACCUCUCCCUGAAAGCAGGAAGACUCUUCGUUUCCCGCUCUCGCUCUCGGUCCAAAUCCCCCGCUCCUAGCGACAUCCCAACCACCACACGCACGCGUCGCUCCGACUCAGAGAGCACCUACAUCCUCAAACGCGACAAAAUGGCUCGCAUCAGCAUUCCCCGUCGCUCUGAGAGCCCCACCCAAAUGUCCCCCCCGGCUUCCCCUUCUUCCAUCAAGGAGACCCACUCCACAAAGCGCAGAUCCGACGCCUACCACUCCCGCAAAUCCAGUGACGACUACCGUCGCUACAGCGGAACCGUGAACCACUACGGUCGUCACUCGAACGACUGGUUGUUCGGAGGAUUCAGUCUUCGCGACACUGUCCGCGGCGGUGUUGGCCGCUUGCGCCAGCGCGAUGACAAGAGCUGA
This is a messenger RNA of Aspergillus oryzae RIB40, 576 nucleotides long. RefSeq lists its product as uncharacterized. The transcript has a single exon. NCBI's taxonomy places the organism in Eukaryota, Fungi, Ascomycota, Eurotiomycetes, Eurotiales, Aspergillaceae. The record is from RefSeq and is a predicted model, not a curated record. The coding region runs from base 1 to 576 and encodes 191 amino acids.